Messenger RNA from Strongylus vulgaris, 510 nucleotides. NCBI's taxonomy places the organism in Eukaryota, Metazoa, Nematoda, Chromadorea, Rhabditida, Strongylidae. The record is from the annotation of a GenBank genome assembly.
AUGCACGGGGAGUUUGCUAAGAGAGGUCUGGCGAACGUUGACCACCGUCCCAUCAAGGCGCUCAGGAGACUUCCAAUACCUGUCCUAGUAAAUGCUACCGUAAUCUACCGCCUACUUGCGCGAGGGUGGGUCGAACUGCAAAGUACAGCGGAAGUAAGAGUACAUCAUGCCAGAGACCCUACGGUCUGGCUAGUUGAGUUGCUAGGCGAUUUCCUGAUUGACAUAGGUCAGCGAUUGCCUGUGCAUGCAAUAGGAAAAGAAGCCCUGCACACAGGAUCGCAUCUCCGUCGUUGUUAUCAAGAUCAGUGUCAGUUUGCACAGGACGCCAUGGAUUUCGAGCCGAAGGGACACGUCGAGACUCGCCAUGUAUAUUGUCUCAUUCUCUGCACCUACAACGCCAGGACAGUCUCCACCAACAAUCUUCAAGCCACUGUCGCAGCUACAGGGCGUGUCAACUACCAUUUGCAGGAAACAAAGUCCAGGAAGGCGGACGUGAAGCAGCUGAGUUAA